GGGAGGCUUCUACCCUGGAGGUGUACACUUAAAAAUCUAGAGAGGUGUCACUUCAGUUCUGUGCUCUGUUACGUGGCUCCAGAAUCCUCUCCACCUCUCUGCAUCCUGGUGACAUUUAGUAUAAAUCCCCAGGAUUCCUAACAAAUCUCCCACCACCAAGCAAUCAUCAGCACAAAAAACGUUUCUUCAGUAGUUACUAGCACAAUACAAUCGAGCAAAAAGCUUAGUAUCUGUCACUUCUGUAACAAAUCAUGGCAUUUAGAUCGGCUGGUUGUUGGAAGCAGUUAGCAAAUCGCUUAGGAGGAGAUGCAACAUAUGCAACCUCAACCGCACCAAAGAUGAAGUCAUACGCACCAACGGCCGAUUUUGGUUACGGUCAAGAUGUGAAGCCACAAAAGCAAGUGAGGGGUGACUUCGUUCCUGUCUACGUAGCAAUCGGCAUGAUAGCGCUGUCAGUGACCCUGGGGCUUAAGACGGCACUGCAUCAGCUGAAGAACUCGCCACAAGUGCGGGUGAACAAGAAGAGAAGGGAGACUCUGCCGGAGGUGGAGGAGCCUGAUCGCGUGCUCGACGAAGCUGAUAAGUUCCUCAAGCAGUCGUUUUUCAGGAAAGUUACCCAUUUUCAGGAAAAUGAUUCUGCCUAUGCCUUUCAUGACUCCACACGCCGUGAUAUCUUCACUCACGGGCCUACGCCUCGGGCUGAAACUCUGAAAUCAGUUGGUGUUGAUCCCAAAUUUCGUGUUCUAGAGGGUUAAUUACCGUACAAUACAAAACAAUUUUCUUUUUUUUUUUAAUUUUUUUUCCUGCCUGUUUCGAUGAGGGAAGGGGAAAUUUCUAGAUUCUCUCCUUGUGGCUCAUGACCUGAUGUAACUGUAUAAUGGUUUGGGUAGUGUUGUUUUGUGUUGUAAGAUAAGCCGUCGCUUCACUUACUUGGAGGCUGAUGUCUUGAAGUCAGUUUCAAGUUUUAUAGGAUAAGGAUGGACUAUUGAUAAUGAAGAUGUGUUAUAUGUCUUGUCAUUA
Theobroma cacao (cacao) is the source of this 1020-nucleotide messenger RNA. RefSeq names its product NFU1 iron-sulfur cluster protein. NCBI's taxonomy places the organism in Eukaryota, Viridiplantae, Streptophyta, Magnoliopsida, Malvales, Malvaceae. The record is from RefSeq and is a predicted model, not a curated record.